This is a messenger RNA of Tarenaya hassleriana, 1948 nucleotides long. RefSeq names its product cell division protein FtsZ homolog 2-1, chloroplastic. The record is from RefSeq and is a predicted model, not a curated record. The coding region runs from base 241 to 1680 and encodes 479 amino acids. The transcript has 8 exons. Gene Ontology annotation, cellular component: chloroplast; cytoplasm. Gene Ontology annotation, molecular function: GTP binding; GTPase activity. Gene Ontology annotation, biological process: chloroplast fission. Lineage: Eukaryota; Viridiplantae; Streptophyta; Magnoliopsida; Brassicales; Cleomaceae.
GCAGUAAAACAUAAUUACUGAAAGAGAUAGAGAAUGAGAGCAAAAGCUUCUUCUGAGAGAGAGAACACCAAAACCCUCCAUUUCUGGGUAUUCAUUUCUCGUCAUCUUUUUGCUUCUGAGUCACUUCUUCUGGUUCUUCAACUCUGCUACUCUCCAGAUCUUGUCUUGUAUGCAUAAGAGGCUGUGGGAGUUGGAAUUUACUACACCUUCUGGGUUUAGGGUUUUGGGUUGUUGUUUAUAAUGGCGACCUACGUUUCUCCCUGUUUUACUCCUUCGGAUUCUCGGGUGCUCACUCUUCUAAAGAAGAAUGUACUGCCGGAGAAUCAUUUGGGCAGGACUAGCUGCCUUAGAAUGUUCGAGAGCAAGAAGACUCGUGUUAGUGCAGCCCAUAAAUCUGAUUCUUCACCUAUGAGAAGCAAUUCAAACUCUCAUAGUCCAAGCCAUUUACAAAGCCAAGAUCCUUUCUUGAACCUUCACCCAGAAAUAUCGAUGCUUAAAGGAGGCGAAGGGAACAAUAUGGUGACCGAUCCAAGAAAGGAGACUUAUGGUGGACCCAUUACUGAGGACUUCAGAGAAUCGUCUACUCCAAGCAGUUUCAAUGAGGCAAGGAUAAAGGUCAUUGGGGUUGGAGGUGGUGGGUCAAAUGCCGUGAAUCGUAUGAUAGAGAGCGAAAUGAAAGGUGUUGAAUUCUGGAUUGUGAAUACAGAUAUUCAGGCAAUGAGAAUGUCGCCUGUUUUCCCGGAGAACAGGUUACAGAUCGGUAAGGAGUUGACUAGAGGUUUAGGUGCUGGUGGAAAUCCAGAGAUUGGAAUGAAUGCUGCCAAAGAAAGCAAAGAAUCCAUCGAAGAGGCGCUUUAUGGCUCAGAUAUGGUUUUUGUCACAGCUGGAAUGGGCGGUGGAACUGGCACUGGUGGGGCUCCUAUAAUUGCAGGGGUGGCCAAGGCGAUGGGUAUAUUGACGGUUGGUAUUGUCACAACACCUUUCUCUUUUGAGGGACGGAGAAGAGCAUUGCAGGCUCAGGAAGGAAUCGCAUCUCUCAGAGAUAACGUUGAUACCCUCAUCGUCAUUCCAAAUGACAAAUUACUUACAGCAGUCUCUCAGUCUACUCCUGUAACCGAAGCAUUUAACUUAGCUGAUGAUAUUCUCCGUCAGGGUGUUCGUGGAAUUUCUGAUAUCAUUACGAUUCCUGGACUGGUCAAUGUGGAUUUCGCCGAUGUGAGGGCUAUCAUGGCAAAUGCUGGCUCUUCAUUGAUGGGAAUAGGAACUGCGACUGGAAAGACCCGAGCAAGAGAUGCUGCGCUGAAUGCAAUCCAGUCACCGUUAUUGGAUAUUGGCAUCGAGAGAGCUACUGGAAUUGUCUGGAACAUUACCGGUGGAAGUGAUUUGACACUGUUUGAGGUAAAUGCUGCUGCGGAAGUUAUAUACGAUCUUGUUGAUCCUACCGCUAAUCUCAUAUUCGGUGCUGUCAUAGAUCCAUCCCUCAGCGGUCAAGUAAGUAUAACCCUCAUAGCCACGGGUUUCAAACGCCAGGAAGAGACAGAAGGGCGGACGGUCCAGGGGAAUCAGCCAGCACAAGGGGAGAUUACAAGGCGACCCUCAUCCUCCUUCAGGGAAGGCAGCGCGGUGGAAAUCCCCGAGUUUCUGAAGAAGAAAGGCCGCUCUCGUUACCCUCUCCUCUAAACUGCCAACGCCGGUUCACGUUUUCUUCUGCUUCUACACAACGGAAACCUUAGCAGUUCUUAAGGUAAGAGACAUAUGAUGUUAAGAACAAGAUCUGUCUUGAUAUAUAUAUAUAGAGAGAGAGAGAGAUGCUUAUGGUGGUUCCUUAAAUAGGUUAUUUAGAAUGGUUUAAUGUGAUUAUAGUGACUUGUCUUGUGAUUUAUGAGAGCUUUGCUUUAGUAUUUCGGUUGAAUUUGAAUGAAAAUGGAAAUAUUCUCAGCUCUGUGAA